AUGGAGAAAAUCGAGAAAAAUGUAGACAAAAAUUCAAAUAAUAUUACUCCUCCAUCGGUACCCGUGCAAAAUGAAGAUGAUGGCGAAGAAGAACGUUUCAUCUCUUAUAACUCUCAUUAUCCGGAUCUGCGUCAAGCAGCUCUGCCUCCGGUGGAAACGUUCAAUCCACAAAUCCACGUAACGAAAGGGCGCCUCAAACAAAAACAAGGUCAUCGGGGCUACUCGAAGAAGAGACAAAUACUGGUUAAGGAAAAAGACCUCGGCUUCAAACCACUUCGUAAGUCUUAUCUUAAGUGUCUUGAGUCUCCAGACAAACUACAUCUCGACUUUCGCAAAGCUUUCUCCGGAGUUUUAGAAGGGCCUGAACUCCGAAUUGUUCAUCAUUAUGUGCUUUUUGCUCUGACAAACAUGAGCAAACAGGAGAUUGAGAUUGACGAUGAAGCUCAAAGAGUUCUUCAUGAAUAUACAAAGAAGCCAGAAAUGAAUUGGUUUCCGUGGUUCGAGAUUAGAGCAACCUGGAAACAAAGCCGCGAUUUCAUAAAACUUUUCUGGCUUCGUAUGGACUUAGCCAAGGAAACCAAGGAAACCAAGGAAAACAUCACCUGGAAUCCGUGGUUCACCAGUGAGCGUCCCUGUCACGGUUCUCGGGAACUCAAAGAGAAUGCCGAUCGAUACCCGGAUGAGACGGUUGGACUGCUCAAAUUUGCCGGAAUAGCUUUUGAUCAAAAUCUGAUCGACGGCGACCUGCAAGUUCCGGGGAGGGACGACGUUUUGGUGCAACUGGAAAUCAUUGAACCCACAAAGAAGGGCAUUCGCGCCUGGUUGAGCGAUUUUAAUAAAAAUCCAAUCAAAAACUGGUGUCGCAUCAACUCGGUUUCCGGGCGAAAGCUUCAGAUCUCAUUCUACAACUAUAACGCUAAAAAGAGUCUUCUGGAAGAGUUAGCUGAUCCAACACAGCCAAAUCCUUUGAUCGCGAUCAAGUACAGGAGACAAAGUGAAAAUGAAGACCAAGCCAUGAAGUGUUUCCUCACCCUUGUACCCGAAGAAGAGAAGUUCACUCUUCGCAUCACUCCUAUCGAGCCCAUCCAGGAAACAGAGAUUCAACAA
This is a messenger RNA of Mesorhabditis belari, 1107 nucleotides long. The record is from the annotation of a GenBank genome assembly. NCBI's taxonomy places the organism in Eukaryota, Metazoa, Nematoda, Chromadorea, Rhabditida, Rhabditidae.